AUGGAUAAUAUGGCUAAAUAUUUAUUUCUUCUAACUAUUGUAACUGUUGGUGCGCUCGCGUCGCAUGAAACGUUGAAGAGUAUAACGUAUAGCUUCUUGAAGGUGCUGGAGGAAUGUAAACAGGAGUUAAGUCUCACAGACAACAUUCUAGUGGACUUAUACCACUUCUGGAAGGAAGAUGCGGCUCUAAUAAAGCGUGAUACAGGUUGUGCUAUCGCGUGCAUGAGUAAGAAGUUAGACCUGGUAGAUCCCAGUGGCAAACUGCACCAUGGCAAUGCGCAGGAGUUCGCUUUGAAACAUGGCGCAGAUGAAGAAGUAGCCAAAAAACUGGUGACUAUGGUACAUGAAUGUGAGAAACAGCACGAAGUCCAUGAUGAUUUGUGUCUUCGAGCACUAGAAAUAGCGAAAUGCUUUAAAGGCGGUAUUCAUGAAUUGAACUGGGCGCCUAAAAUGGAAGUUAUGGUCGGAGAGGUACUAACUGAGGUGUGACCGUCUGCGUAAUAAUCUUUGAUCUAUAACUAUGUGUAUUUGUAUAGGUAUUUUUAUGUGUGUCGAAUAUUGA
Messenger RNA from Colias croceus (clouded yellow), 562 nucleotides. Its product is annotated as pheromone-binding protein-like. Gene Ontology annotation, molecular function: odorant binding. The transcript is spliced from 3 exons. The coding region runs from base 1 to 489 and encodes 162 amino acids. The record is from RefSeq and is a predicted model, not a curated record. NCBI's taxonomy places the organism in Eukaryota, Metazoa, Arthropoda, Insecta, Lepidoptera, Pieridae.